Molecule: messenger RNA, 2175 nt
Organism: Gossypium raimondii (Peruvian cotton)
Lineage: Eukaryota; Viridiplantae; Streptophyta; Magnoliopsida; Malvales; Malvaceae
Product: exocyst complex component EXO70A1
Exons: 1
Coding region: 66-2063 (665 amino acids)
Biological process (GO): exocytosis
Cellular component (GO): exocyst
Molecular function (GO): phosphatidylinositol-4,5-bisphosphate binding
Source: RefSeq, a predicted model, not a curated record
GAAACCUUUGAACUUCCAACAUAAAACCAGUUCUUUAAUUAAGAGUCCUCAGAUAUGAUUGCACCAUGGCUGAGGUGCAGAGCUUUGACAAUCUUUUGGCUUGUCGGAAUUUAUUGAAAGCUAGCGUUGACAAUUCAACGGCUCUUGCCUUGGCUCUCGACAAAACUGGACCACGAAUAGCUGAGUUAGACCAAAAGUUGACAUUUCUUGAGAUGGCUAUUAGGCCUGGCGGUUCCAAGAACUGCACGUUUGCCGCUGUUAGAGACCAUAUCAGUCUCGCUCUUGGCCCUUCUGCAGCUGUUUUAAAGAUCUUGGAUUCCAUUCGUGAACUUGAAAAGUCGCUGUUAUCAGAUUCACUCCCACAUUCUGAUAUUUUUUCUUACAUUUCAACCAUUAAGCAGUUUGAAGAUGCUAUAAAAUUUCUUACAGCCAACUGCAACUUGGCGAUCCAAUGGUUAGAAGGAGUUAUCCAAUUCCUGGAAGGUAAUUCUGUGGCCGAUGAUCGGUACAUCUCGAGAGUUAAACGAUCGGUAGCGAUUUUAGAGGAAUUACAAGCAACUGGGGAGCAAGCUGGUCGAAAUGGCGAGCUUCUUUCUGGUGCAUUUGCCAAGCUAGAAAUUUCAUUCAAGCAGAUUUUGACAGAAAGUAAUGCUCCACUUGGUUUUACGAAUUCUUCAUCACCAUGGACAGCCGAGCAGGCCUACAAUGCUGCAUUGCCUCUUCCGGGGCCCAUCCUUCGGAAGUUGCAGGCGAUUGUGGAGAAACUAAAUACCGGUAACAGGACAAACAGCUGCAUAUCGGUUUUCAUUGAAGUUCGUAGUCUGAAUGCUAAAAAUAGCUUACGAGCUCUUGAUUUGGAUUACCUUGAGAAUGCGGUCGAAGAAUAUGACGAUGUCCAGGACAUGGAGGGUUGCAUACAUGAGUGGAGCAAGCAUAUGGAGUUCAUUGUGAAAUGUGUACUUGAGAGUGAGCAUAUGCUCUGCAAGGAAGUCUUUGGAAGCCUAGCAUCAGGUGCAUGGACUGGCUGCUUCGCGAAGAUUGCAGUCGAAUCGGGAAUUCUUUUGUUCCUCAGGUUCGGGAUGAGCAUUGCUGAGAGUAAGAAGAGUCCUAUCAAACUGUUGCAUUUGUUGAUCAUCUUCUCAGUUCUUGAAACUUUAAGAAUGGAUUUCAACAAGCUUUUUGGAGGGGAAUCUUGCAAUGAAAUCAAAACCAUGACAAGGGAUCUCGUCACCAAAGUCGUUAAUGGAGCCAGUGAGAUUUUCUGGGAACUUCCUUUACAAGUGGAGCUCGAAAGACGAAGUUCUCCACCGAGUGACGGAGGUGUCCCGUGGCUCGUAAGCUUCGUGACCGAUUACUGUAACCGGCUGCUUGACGACAAUUACAGACCGAUUUUGACCCAAGUUUUGAGAAUCCAUCAAGGUUGGAAAUAUGAAAAAUACGAGGAGGGACUUGUUACCAACCAGAUAUACAGCAUAGUGAGAGAAAUCGCAGUCAAUUUGGAUGCAUGGUCGAAAGCCUAUGAGCGAAAGGCAUUGUCCUACAUAUUCAUGAUGAACAAUCAUUGUCAUUUCACUAGCCUAAAAGGCACAAAGUUAGGGAAUCUAAUGGGAGAUUCUUGGUUAAAUGCUCAUGGGAAUUACAAGGACUACUAUUCAGCUCUCUACUUGAGAGAGACCUGGGGGAAAAUCCUGGCCUCUCUAACCCAAGAUAAUCCGGAUUCUUCACCGAAAAUGAGGCUAAUGGCAUUCAAUGAAGCCUUUGAUGACAUGUACAAGAAGCAGUUAAAUUGGGUGGUUAUAGAUGAAAGCUUGACAAACAAGAUGCACAAGCUUGUGGUUCAGGCCUUGGUGCCUGCUUAUACAAGUUACUUGCAGAAAUAUAGGGUUGUGGUGGAACACAGAAGUGAUGUAUUUUACACGGUGCAAAGCUUAGAAACCAUGCUUAACACCCUGUUUAAGGCAAAGCAAGUGAAAUACACAAGCAGCACGAUUGGAUCACACUUGACUGGUGAACAAAGAAAUGCUGUAAUCGACCAAUUACGCUUGACACUUACUGCUAUGUAACUUUAUGUACUUGUGAAUGUAUAGAUCAAAUGGACAUUAAAGUUUUUACCUUUUAUACCACAGUAAAAACAAAAAGAAAAAAAGGAGAAAAAACUUAAGCCCUUUUAUGAUA